Molecule: messenger RNA, 3534 nt
Organism: Prinia subflava (tawny-flanked prinia)
Lineage: Eukaryota; Metazoa; Chordata; Aves; Passeriformes; Cisticolidae
Gene: KLHL23
Product: kelch like family member 23
Exons: 3
Coding region: 601-2277 (558 amino acids)
Molecular function (GO): protein binding
Source: RefSeq, a predicted model, not a curated record
AAAAUUUACUUACAGUUGGAAUCUAUGGGCAUAAUUUGUGACUGUCCCUUGCACCCUGCCAUAUUCAGGAGUUUGGGGACAGCUGUGACUGUCCUUUCCACUCCUGCUCUCCAGCAGUGGGGGAGCCCUCGGAGCUUGCUGCUCUUGCCGGUAUCGCUCCUCCAAGCGCCCUGGGAGCGCGGGUCGCCCUGCGAGAAGCGGCUUCAGGUCGCUGACAGCGGCGGCCGAGGCCCCUCGCUUUGUUGUGUGCUGAGUGACAGCGAGCCGGUGACGCUCCCCAGGCAUCUGCUCCAGCCCCUAAUACGGCCGGGCCUUCUGUCACCACCGCAGCCAGCCUUUAACCCCUGCGGGGUGGGCAGCGCCUGCUUGGCGGCGGCAGCGCUUCUGGCCGGACCUUCCGAGGCGAGCGGGGGCCGGGGUGGGCGUUGGGGCCGGCCGGGGUACCAAAAUAGGAGCUGUCGCUGCGGCCCCGCUGCUCCCUCCUCUUCCUAAGACGGUCACGGGCCGCCGCGGGCCGGGAGCCCCUGUAAGCGCCGUGCCGGAGGCGGCCGCGCUGCGCGGAGCGGCGCGGACAAAGCGGCGGGACUGCGGGGCGCGGCGAUGGCCGCGGCCGGGCACGAGGAGUACGCGUACCUCUACAGGGACUCCGCGCACCCCGCCGGCUUCCUGGAGGCGUUCCGGGCGUUUUACCUGGACGGGCUGUUCACCGACAUCACUCUGCAGUGCGCUUCGGGAGUCAUCUUCCACUGCCACAGAGCUGCCCUGGCAGCCUGCAGCAGUUAUUUUAAAGCCAUGUUCACAGCCGAUAUGAAAGAAAAAUCCAAAAACCAGAUCAGCCUUCCCGGGCUCAGCCAUGCGGUACUGGAAGCUCUCGUGAAUUACGCUUACACAUCGCAGAUCCAGAUAACAAAGAGAAAUGUCCAAAGCCUACUCCAGGCUGCAGACCUGCUCCAGUUCGUGUCAGUAAAGAAAGCCUGUGAGCAGUUUCUGGUAAGGCACUUAGAUAUUGAUAACUGCAUUGGGAUGCACUCCUUUGCUGAAUAUCAUGAUUGCUCAGAGCUGGAGAAAGAGUCCAGAAGGAUAUUAUUAUGGCAGUUUGAAGAAGUGUGGAAGCAGGAAGAGUUUCUGGACAUUGGCAAGGAGAAGCUCUCUUAUAUUCUCUCCAGGGAGAAUCUCAAUGUUCAGAAAGAGGAUGCAGCCAUUGAAGCUGUCAUUAAGUGGGUUGCACACAACGUGGAAGGAAGAAUAGAAGACAUCUGUGAAGUGCUGAGCUGCAUCAAAGCAGACUUAAAUAAUGUGUAUUUGAAGUCAGCUUUAAGCCUGCAAAAAAAAAGCCGACUCAAUGACAGAAAGAUAAGGUCACUCAUAUAUAAUGCCCUGAACCUCAGUCCCAAAGGACUUUCCAGAAGAUCCACAGCAGCCAUGUAUGUAAUUGGAGGAUAUUAUUGGCAUCCCUUAUCAGAAGUGCAUGUUUGGGAUCCUUUAACCAACGCAUGGGUCCAGGGAACAGAGAUGCCAGAUCACACCAGAGAGAGCUAUGGGGUCUCUAGUUUGGGACCAGACAUAUAUGUGACAGGAGGUUACAGAACAGAGAGUAUUGAAGCUCUUGACACCGUGUGGAUAUAUAACAGUGAGAGAGAUGAGUGGACAGAAGGCUGCCCCAUGCUCGAUGCAAGGUAUUACCACUGUGCAGUUUCCUUGAGUGGCUGCAUCUAUGCACUGGGAGGGUACCGAAAGGGAGCCCCAGUCCAAGAAGCUGAGUUUUAUGAUCCUUUAAUACAGAAAUGGCUUCCCAUUGCAAACAUGAUCAAAGGAGUUGGAAAUGCCACUGCCUGUGUCCUUCAUGAAGUCAUCUACGUCGCUGGAGGUCACUAUGGGUACAGGGGAAGCUGCACCUACGAUAAAAUCCAGAGAUACCAUUCAGGCAGGAAUGAGUGGAGUAUAGUCACCACAAGUCCACAUCCAGAAUACGGACUGUGUUCAAUUACAUUACAAAACAAGAUCUAUUUUGUGGGUGGACAGACCACGAUCACUGACUGCUAUGACCCAGAGCAAAAUGAGUGGAAGCAGAUGGCUCACAUGAUGGAGAGAAGGAUGGAGUGUGGCACGGUGGUUAUGAAUGGAUGCAUCUAUGUAACAGGAGGAUAUUCCUAUUCAAAAGGAACAUACCUGCAGAGCAUUGAGAAGUACGACCCUGAACUGAAUAAAUGGGAAGCAGUAGGAAAUCUUCCCAGUGCCAUGCGGUCACAUGGCUGUGUCUGUGUGUAUAAUGUGUAAGCAUUUCGUUUUCAUCUUGCUGUUACAAAAACCAGCAGAGGCAGUAUUUACAACAGUACUGAUUACCUCAUGAGGGGUUGUCUAAUACAAUCUCAGUGUACGUUGUUAACAACUAGAUAUAAUUUGUUCUCGUUUUAAACAACUCAGAAACAUAAAUGUGGUAACAAGAUUUCUGUGUAUUUUUCAGUCCAAUCAUUCUUCGUCAUGGAAGUUCUCGAAUUACUCUCUUACAAUACUUUAUACAGCAACAUAGGAACUACUGUGAAAAACAGCUUUGUUUUUUUUAAUCACUGGAUGAAAAUAUGACUUGGUGCUAGGAUGAGUAAAGCCAAACAAAAUACAGUUCUAAGGACUACUGGCCUUAAGAUGAAAUCUUUGUAUUCUGAAGGUAGCUGUCGAAAUGGUUCAUUGACACAAGCCAAGUGUAUGGUAUAUACACAGCAAUACCACUUGGAUAACUAGGUUAUCACAUUCUUAAAUGGGCAUUCACAGGAUGCCUCCAACUCUACCCUCAAGUGCCAGAGCAAAGAAAAGCUUAGGCUAGGAAUGAGGUAAGAAACAUUGGUAGUAGCCUCAGAGCACAGGCCAAAAGCGUGCACUAGUUUUCCAGAAGGAGAAGUAAAUUGCCAUUCUCACACUCAUUGACAUUGCCUUAAUGUGUUAACUUUUUUUUAAAUACCAAGUCAAGAUGUGUGCCUGUGUGGAAUGGAAGGAGGAAAUGAGAGAGACUGGAAAAUUAACAUCUGCCUGAGAGUCAAACUAUUUUGUUUAAUCUCAUUUGAUCUUUUCGAAACUGUGACUUGAGCAAAGGUAACAACUAAAGAAACUUGUCAAAGUAUGUUAUGCACGAAGAAAAAAAUUAUCUAUAGGAUUGAUUUAUUUAUUAUUUCUCUCAAAAUUUAAUAUGAGAUCUUCAGAUUCUGUGUAGAAAGUGGAUUUUUGUAAAGUGAUUUACAGACAAACAGAUCACCCUCUGGAUGGCCUGACAGCAGUGAUCUGAAUGAAGAAAUGCUUUGAGGAACAGAGGAGGCUCGCUCAGCACUGAUCUCCCAAUCCAGUUUAUAAAAUGACUGCAGAAACAGCUGUUAGACAUUGGUGUGAGAGGCAGGGACAACACAGGGCUGCUGUAGGGUGUGCUGGGAACUUCCCACACCAGCACUGCCACCUCAAAUGAAAUUCUGGUUUUAUUGUAUUUUUCAGAUAUAAAGGAGGGACUUUUCCAAGCAGUAAACUCCGAGUUUAAUAAUAAUAUUAUUU